Bufo bufo (common toad) is the source of this 2276-nucleotide messenger RNA. RefSeq names its product methionine sulfoxide reductase B3 (gene MSRB3). The transcript is spliced from 7 exons. Bases 198 to 743 code for a protein of 181 amino acids. Gene Ontology annotation, cellular component: cytoplasm. Gene Ontology annotation, biological process: response to oxidative stress; protein repair. The record is from RefSeq and is a predicted model, not a curated record. Gene Ontology annotation, molecular function: peptide-methionine (R)-S-oxide reductase activity. Lineage: Eukaryota; Metazoa; Chordata; Amphibia; Anura; Bufonidae.
CCUGGCUUGACAUUAGAGACAGCACACAAGGGGAGGGGAGAGGCAGCAGAGUAAAGGUGGAGGAGACAGACACGCAGACAUCCCGGGAGACAUAUGCGCCUCUCCGUGCUCGCCGUCCUCCUGCUCCUCACCGCCUCCAUAGCAGCUGUUGUCCCUGUUCUUUGCCCCUUCGUUUUGUUGGUGAGGAUAUCACAGUGAUGUCUGCAUUCAACCUACUCCAUUUGAUGACAAAGAGCCAGCCAGUGGCCCUGCGGGCCUGUGGGCUUCCCUCAGGAACACGAAAGCAAAAAAAGACUUGCAAAGUUGUUUUUACUGAGCAAGAGUUAAGGCAACGACUGACACCAAAGCAAUAUCAUGUCACCCAAGAAAAGGGGACAGAAAGUGCCUUUGCUGGAGAAUAUACUCACAACACAGCAACUGGGGAAUACAAGUGUGUUGUCUGUGGAGCAACUCUUUUCAGGUCGGAAAAAAAAUUUGACUCCAACUCAGGAUGGCCCUCAUUUUUUGAUGUUGUCAAUCCAGAAGCAAUAACGUUUACUGAUGACUUUUCAUAUGGGGUGCACAGAGUAGAAACAAGUUGUAAUCAGUGCGGUGCUCAUCUUGGUCAUGUCUUUGAUGAUGGCCCACGUCCAACUGGUAAAAGAUACUGUAUAAAUUCUGCAUCAUUGAACUUCAUACCAGAUGAGUCAGGUGGUGCUGAAGGUAGCCGUUCCUUAGAUCCACCUGGAAAGACUGAAUUGUAAAAACAGAGCAUUUUGUGGACUUUUCUGAAUUGUUUUACAGAAUAUAAUACCGGCUGUGCUUUCACUUUUUCCAUACAUUAUUGCUGCAGUCAUGUUUCAUGAUCAUCAAAGGAAUGUCAUAUCUUUAUUUUUAAGACUGUAUCUGAUAUAUACACAACAUAGUAAAGUUAAUGAAUUCAACAAAAAUCUAUAUAAUUACUAUCCUUUAAAGAUUAAAGUAAAAGGACAUUAGUGUUCAUAUCUGGGUCCCUUAAAAAAUUGCUUAUAUGCUCUAUUUACUUCUCUUUCCUUAUAGGACCGAUGGUAUGGCAUAAUGUUUUGUUGCAUUAUAUGUCAUACUACAUAAUGGAUAAUGUGUAGUGUAUGUGUACAUUUCGAAGACAAUGGACAACCAAAGAAUCAGUGGAAGGAAGGAAAUGAAAGCUGAAUUGUUGGCAUGGUUAAUAUUUGUUUCUAUAGAAUUUCCAAAAAUAAAAUACAAGCUGCAGGAUUAAAGAGCACCUGUCAGCAGGAUCAACAUUAUGAAACCAGGAUCAACCCUACCUGCUUGGGCUGAUACUGCUGAAUAAAAUGAUACCUGCCUUGUAAAGAUCUGUUGCUGCGUUCCCAAGAAAAAUAGACUUUAAUGCCUCAUUCACAUGUCAGUAUUUUGGUCAGUGAUGUCCAUCAGUGAUUGUGAGCCAAAACCAGGUGCGGCUCUAAACACAGAACAGGUGCAGCUCUUUCCAUUAUACUUUAUGUCUGUGGAGGCUCCAGUCCUGGUUUUGGCUCACAAUCACUGAUAGAAAUCACUGAUGGAAAUCACAAGACCUGUACAUGAAGCUUUAUUCUGCAAAUGAGAGCAUCAGUGCACAGAGGGGCGUGGCCAGAACUGGAAAGCUGUGGCACACUGAGGGACGGGGCCCUGUCCUUUAUGCACUCAAGCCUUCAUUUGCAUAGAGAAUAAAAGUAUUUUUUCUCAGGAAUGCCACAACUGAUUUUCACAAGGCGGUAUCAUUAUAGUGUUUGGUUUAGUAGGGAUUAUUCUGCUGACAAGUGCUCUUUAAGCGUCAGACUUUGUGGGUGUCUUAACAUCAAACUACGUUUAUGAGAGUAACUUUAUAAAGUGUCCUAUGCAGUUAUAAGUAUAUGAGCUGCAGCUUUUGUUUCUCCCAUCUAAAACUGCAUAGGAUGGGGUUACAUUGGGAGAUGUCUCAUUGUUGCUCAUCAGAUUUGUGGAAAGCAGGAAACUUCUCAAAGCAACAGUAAACAUACACUAUUAUGUGCCUGCACAAAAAAGCAUGCAAUAGAAACAUUUACAGGAGCUAUGCAAAGUGAAAAUCCUUGGCUGCACUAUAUCUACUCUAUCUAUGACUAUCUUUUUGUAUAAUGAUAGAUUUAUUUUAGAGUGAACACGACUACAUAGGAGUUCUAAAAAGAGAGCAGUCAGACCACAUAUUAGGUAGUAAGAUUUGUGUGUAUGCAUGUAUAAACAUAUAGUGGAUAUAAAAAAGUCUACACACCCCUGUUAAAAUGUCAGGUUUCUGUGAUAUA